Messenger RNA from Plasmopara halstedii, 657 nucleotides. RefSeq names its product calcyphosin-like protein. Gene Ontology annotation, cellular component: riboflavin synthase complex. NCBI's taxonomy places the organism in Eukaryota, Oomycota, Peronosporomycetes, Peronosporales, Peronosporaceae. The record is from RefSeq and is a predicted model, not a curated record. Gene Ontology annotation, biological process: riboflavin biosynthetic process. Bases 1 to 657 code for a protein of 218 amino acids. The transcript has a single exon.
AUGUCAACGUUAACCAGCACAGAUAUGGGCGAGCUCAAGCGUCCUACCACGCGUGUGCAUGCUCCCCCUGGAGGUGGCACCAGCUGGAGCUUUGGCGACGAUUCAGCUCCCGUCUCCACAGGUCGUAAGCGCUUUAACCAGCCGCAAGCUCAAACACAGCAAGACACCAAAAUGGAGUCGCCUCGCGCAGCACCGGUUCCUGCAGCAGUCCAAAUGUCAGCUCAAAAGUCUCUUCACGAAGCUACGGGAGAAAUUCGUAUAGCGCUUGUUAAGACAAGUAGUGACGCGGAGCUAGUGGAUCGUAUCGUGCAAAACUGCUUCGAGAAAUUGGAGAGCCAGUGCGUAAGCUCUGAGACCUUCACUGUCCCUACAGUAGAGCAGUUGCCUUACGCCGCGAACAAACUCACGGAGUUUGGUGGUUUCAAUGGUGCAAUUUGUUUUGGCUUUUUGAACACGCAAGACAUCCAAUUCCCAGCCUUAAGCGCGGCAUUAACGCAGAGCUUGAUUGACAUCAGUGUCAAGAAUGCAUGUCCUAUAGUGCGUGCUGUGUUUGUUGGAGAAUCGCGUGUGGCUUCAGUUAAGGUAAAAGGAGGAUGGGGGACCGAGUUUGCAGACAUUGGAUCAUUGAUUCAGCUUGGUGUUCAAGAAAGCAAGUAA